Aplysia californica (California sea hare) is the source of this 1606-nucleotide messenger RNA. Its product is annotated as integumentary mucin C.1. Lineage: Eukaryota; Metazoa; Mollusca; Gastropoda; Aplysiida; Aplysiidae. The record is from RefSeq and is a predicted model, not a curated record.
UCCAUGAGAAUCUCCAUACAAUACGUAGGCAAUAUCAAAUAACCCAAUCAAUAUACGAGUGAUAGUUUCGUCACCAACUCGUGGGGCAGCCAUCUUAAAUCUGGGUGAUCUUUUCGGAGGUCCCGAGGACAACUUUGGCAGUAGACUAGCCACCUUUGCUCCAGACCACGUCAGUGUUAACACGCGGAGCAAGAGUAACAACAGCAGGACCUCCAAGACCGAACGCAAGAUGCGUUUGAGACAACUCCUCCUUCCGAUCCUCUUGUGUCUGAGCGCAGCAAGCGCACACGACCCCAGAUGUUGUGCACAAAUAGAUGAAUGUGAAACAAACGAAGCGAAUGAUGAAUGCGUUUGCGGAUCACUGAAAAGCAGCCUUAGCUGCCGAUUGUUCGUCGUUAAGUCCGGAGUUCAAAGAGCCACACGAGCAAUCGUCGACACUUUGAGGUCUAGACUGGACUUGAACCAGAUCGUUCGGGCAAAACCUGUGGCGUUUUACUCUCACAGCAUCCACAAGAGGCAAGCCUCCUUCUCAGCUCAGGCGUCGUGUUGCGAUGGGAGUAACAUUAUAGCCACAACUCUUGGUUGCGUUAUUGUUGCCGGUGAGUGCAAAUGUCCUGCAUCAGCUCAGGCGAGCCUUCCUGAAUGCUCCGCCGCAGCACCUACAACAGCACCACCAACAGCAGCACCUACAACAGCAGCACCAACGGCAGCACCUACAACGGCAGCACCUACAACAGCAGCACCAACAGUGCCACCUACAACAGCGCCACCUACAACAGCACCAACAGCAGCACCUACAACAGCAGCACCCACAACAACAGCACCUACAACAGCAGCACCUACAACAGCAGCACCUACAACAGCAGCACCCACAACAGCAGCACCUACAACAGCAGCACCUACAACAGCAGCACCAACAGCAGCACCACCAGCAGCUACAACAACAGCUUCAAGUCGCAAAGGUUCCACAUUUAUCGGAAAGACAUCGUGCUGUGAUCCAUCCCAAAAUUUCAGAGAUUACGCAACGGGCAUGGCCUACUGUUCUUUGGAAGGUGGAGACUGUGUGUGCCAGAACGUCCCUGAAGCAAGCGAGUGUCUUCAGCCUCCGAUACCAGACGGCUACGUAAGCUCGCUCUCAAGCUGUUGUGACCCAACGCCCCCUACUCUGGACCAGCUUAUCGCCAAACUCCAAGGCCAGUGUAUCAUUCAAGCUUUCACCAAGCGCUGCGUGUGCCGUAGCUUUGUACAGUCAACGUGCGGCCUGCCCGCCACAACAGGUGCCCCUACGACUCCGGGUAGCACGACACCCACAACUACAACUACACCUGCGACCACCACACCUGAGCCCACCACAACGCCUGUCCCCACAUUCUACCAAACUGUGCCGGCGUGCUGUGACCCGACCAAUACACCUGACUAUUUCAUCGCGAGGACUCUGGGAUGUGUGCUUAAUGAUGUGCCUGACGACGGAAAGACUUGCGAUUGUCCAGACCCGGCAGAUUUAGCUUUGCAAGGAAAAACUGUACUUACUACCUGCCCCAAAGUUGUCGAAACAACUACCACUACUACAACUCCUGUGCCAACGACUACAACUACUACAACUCCU